CUUCCUCGACCGCUUAGCGCCUGGGGAAGUGCGAAACCAUCCGCCAGUGGGUAAAGAUUGCUCGGUUUCUAUCGUCGUAGUGGUAGCGUUGCCACGGCGCUCGGCUAGCGGCAGAAGGGUCCAGCGCUCUCGCUCGCGGUGUUUUAGAGGCGUGCUUCGCUAAAACACCCAACCCACCGGCACAGCAAUGGAUAAGGACGAGUUGGUUCAGCGGGCCAAGCUUGCGGAGCAGGCCGAGCGGUACGACGACAUGGCGGCCGCCAUGAAGCAGGUCACAGAAACGGGCGUGGAGCUCAGCAACGAGGAGCGCAACCUGCUCUCUGUCGCCUACAAAAACGUCGUCGGUGCCCGGCGGAGCUCGUGGCGGGUCAUCUCGAGCAUAGAGCAGAAGACCGAAGGUUCGGAGCGCAAGCAGCAGAUGGCCCGGGAGUACCGGGAGAAAGUGGAGAAGGAGCUACGUGAGAUCUGCUACGACGUGCUGGUGAGUAGCACUGCCUCUUCUGCCGCUUCAUGGCCGCCGUCGAAGGGGGAGGGCGGGCGCGUUAGGCCUAGCGCCUCCGCGUUCGCCGGUGCUGCUGCAGUGUUCGCUGUGUCGCGCCGUGUUUUUUGCUCGUCCGCGGCCGCACCGAGGGCUGGGCGUGCCCCGGUCGCAGUGUUUUUGCGCUGCGCGUGUACGAUUGCGCGGCGCGUAUUGCGACGGCCGCCGGCUCGCCUCGCCAGCGCCCGGCGUAGCCAUUUCGGGAGAGCGUUUCGGGCGGGGAAAAAUAGUCCGGCGCUGAGCCGGCGUCGGCCAGGUGUGCGUUUCCGUCUGGGCGCUGGUUAAGCGGCGGCAGUGCAC
Molecule: messenger RNA, 838 nt
Organism: Dermacentor silvarum
Lineage: Eukaryota; Metazoa; Arthropoda; Arachnida; Ixodida; Ixodidae
Product: 14-3-3 protein zeta/delta
Exons: 2
Coding region: 188-823 (211 amino acids)
Biological process (GO): signal transduction
Cellular component (GO): cytoplasm
Source: RefSeq, a predicted model, not a curated record